Messenger RNA from Paramecium primaurelia, 377 nucleotides. The record is from the annotation of a GenBank genome assembly. Lineage: Eukaryota; Ciliophora; Oligohymenophorea; Peniculida; Parameciidae.
AUGAAUUCAAUAUAAUCAUAUAAAGGUAAAUUAUAUAUCAAAUAAAGUUAUUUUAGUAGGGGAUAGCAAAGUUGGGAAGACAAGCUUCUUUAUUAGAAUAAUUAAAAAUGUUGCACCAAGACAACCUUAAUCUACAAUUGGAGUUGAGUAUGCUUCAAAGUAGAUUGUUUUGAAGGACUCAAUAAUUAAUCUGAAAAUUUGGGAUACAGGUAUAAUAUUUUUGAUUUAGCUGGAUCUGAGAAAUAUAAGUCCUUGACUUCAAAGUAUUAAUUACACUAUUUAGCCAUUUUCAUUAAUCAUAAGGAGCAUUAUUAUUUUAUGAUCUAACUGAUUUAUAUUCUUAUGAAAAUUUACAAUACUGGUUGAAAGGUAGAUCU